This is a messenger RNA of Diorhabda carinulata, 8504 nucleotides long. RefSeq names its product tumor necrosis factor alpha-induced protein 8-like protein (gene sigmar). NCBI's taxonomy places the organism in Eukaryota, Metazoa, Arthropoda, Insecta, Coleoptera, Chrysomelidae. Gene Ontology annotation, biological process: regulation of apoptotic process. The record is from RefSeq and is a predicted model, not a curated record. The transcript is spliced from 6 exons. Bases 474 to 1055 code for a protein of 193 amino acids. Gene Ontology annotation, cellular component: cytoplasm.
AUAAGAUGUCAAUUGUUGGAAAAUCAGUCAAGAUAAAAAAAAUCCAUAUAUAAAUAAACACUUCAGUUUCGUAAACAUGGUAUUGAUUAUGGAAAAAAAUCAAAUAAAACUUCGUAAAAACACGAAAGAUGAAAUGAUGAUACCUUUAAAUAUAAAACGAAGCUAAGCUAAAAUGAAUCCAAUAUAUUUCGAGUAAUAUUUUACGGCAGUCUUUAGAUUCAGUAGGCGCAAUAUCCGUUGCUAUAACAACAAUCUAAUUUACCUACUUGCUGUCAACAAUUCACAACAAAUCAAUUUUCAUGCUUCAGAUGGUCUAAAUCUAAACCAACUCACUGCCGAUAUUCUUGCCUAAAUAUGUCGACCAUGGUGGAGCUUGAAAGUUGGAUAAUUUAUCAAUACGUGGCUACAGAAUGCAGUAAUUGCCUUUGAAUGUUUGCUUUUCCUGAUUUUGUAUCAUUGAGCCUCUGUUCUAGAUGUUGAAUACAAUCAUGACAGAAAGCGCUUUCAAGGCAAGAGACAUCGGGCUUCGUGCUCAGAAAAAGAUAUUAUCCAGAAUGGCGGGAAAGAACAUCGCCAAAGUGUUUAUCGACGAUACAACGGCUUCUUUAUUGGAUAACCUCUACAGACUUGCUAAACAAUACUCAAAUAACAAAAAAGAAGCCGAAAAACUCAUCAAGAACAUCAUAAAAAUCGUAAUAAAACUCGGGGUAUUGCACCGCAACAAUAUGUUCACCGAAGAAGAAUUAAAACAAGCGGAAAAGUUUAAGAAUAAAUUCCGAUUGGCCGGUAUGGCGAUAAUAUCGUUUUACGAAGUGGAUUUCAGCUACGACAGAAAUUAUAUCGUCCACGCAUUCACCGAAAGUCAAAAGUGCCUCGAAACGAUCGUUUCCAAACAUCUAACAGAUAAAUCUGUAUCUAGAAUAGAAAGCGUAUUUUCGUUUUUCGGUAACGAUCAAUUUUUGGAUUCGGUAUUUAAAAGUAAUUCCGAAUAUAGGGAAGCACUCGGUAGGGUCGUCGCCGAUUUGAAUAAGGCCAUUGAAAAUGGGGAUCUUUAGUCCGGUUAUGUGAUUUCGAAUUGUGAUUUUAGUUUUAAUUGUUUGACAAACUUUAUAUUUGGUCGGUAGGCAAUCAACGUGACAUUUCAGAAGGGAAAAAUCAAAAUUUGGACUGUUGAAAACUUUUUGAUCUUCACUCGUAGCAAAAGAGCUUGAAUGACUUGUAAUAUUCGGCUUGAUUCAAUCGAAUUUACACUUUUAGUGGGAUCUAUAUUUGAUUGUAAAUUUUAUAUGAACUAAAAAAAGUUCUGAAAACUUUUCGAUCACCACUCGUAGCAAAAUGUUUAAAAUUUAUUUGGAAUUGAGAAACGUUAUUUUCUCUAAGCUUAUCUUGAAAAAGGCGAACAUUUUUUUAUUACCACCCGUACUAAUAGAGUUCUAAUUGGUUUCGAAAAUAACAAUUUUUGAGUGGCGGUUGCAUUAUAAAAGUUGUGAAAACUUUGAUCACCACCCGUAACAAAAAUUUUCUUGAAAAUGGAAUUACUGGAGUGAUUUUUUAGAUAUUCGACUUAAUUUUACUGAAUUUACUUUUUUAGUGAAAUCUAUAUUCACUUACGAAUUUUAUAUGCAUUAAAAUAGUCCUAAAACUUUUUGAUCACCACCUGUAGCAAAAUGUUUAAAAUUUAUUUCUUCUUUUUCAUUGGAUUUUUAAUUCUGCUGAGAACCGUUAUUUGCUUUAAGUACAACAAAGUUUAUCUUGAAAAGGGCAAACACUUUUCGAUUAUCACCCGUACUAAUAUAGUUCAAAAUAUUUCGAAAAUGGCAUUUCUGGAGUGACUGUUGUUAUAUUCAGCUUCAUUUUACUGAACUUACACUUUUAUUGAUAGCUGUUAGUUUCUGGUUGUUGUCAUAACAAAUUUUGUAUCCACUUAAACAAUUUUUUUCACACUACUCGUAUUAAUAAAGUUGAAAAGUUAUUUCGAUAAUGACAUUUCUCAAGUGAUUUGUGUGAUAUUCAGCUUUAUUUUAGUUGAUUUACACUUUUUUUGAGAGAUAUUAGUUGCUGGUUUCAUUAAUAAAUUUUAGAUCCACUAAAACAAUUUUGUAUCAUCGCCCGUACUAAUAGAGUUCAAAAUAACUUCGAUAAUGACAUUUCCUUAGUGAUUUUUGUGAUUUCAGCUUUAUUUUAGUUAAUUUAAACUAUUAUGAGGGUUAUUAGUUGCCAGUUAUAAUUAACAAUUUUUUAUCACUAUCUGUACUAAUAUAGUUCAAAAUUACUUCAAAAAUAACGUUUCUUGAUUCACGCUUUUUUGAAGCUUUUGGAUGCUAGUUUCAUUCAACAUUCAACAAAAAUGACAUUUUUUAACUAACUGUAAUGAUAUUUAGUCCCAUUUCACCGUAUUUACACUUUAAUAGAAGACUAUUAAUCGCUGGUUUUAAUUAUGACUUAUAUUUUUGUUCAACGCCCGUGCUAAUAAAAUUCAAAAUUAUUUCUGAAAUAUCUGUUAUAGUAUUCAAAUUUUAUUUUUCUUAGAAUUAGCAGUGAAAUUAGAACCGUUUAUUGCCUACAACAUAUUGUUGAAGAUUUCUAUCGUUUUUUUAUUAUUAGCCAACUUGACGCUUUUGCAAACUGAAUUAUUUACUAAAAUGACGAUCUUUUCAACACUAGUUCAAAAUUAGUGAGUCUGAUUUUAUAAGAAAAAAUACAAUAGUUAAUGGUACUUUUUUUAAAUUUUUUUCGGGUUAUUUUACCAAACAAAACCGUAUAAACUGAAAUCUUUUGUUUACGAAACUUUGACAUCUUAAACAAAUCUUCUUUCACGAACGUAAACUGGCCACUGUCAAUAAAGAACUACUAACCAAAUAGAGGCCACUUUACAUUGACGCGUAAAGCUUUUAGUAGCGACUGAAUACACUGAGAAAAGUUUUCAAUAAGAACAUUAUAAUAAAAUGUGUUAAAGUGCGUAAAUAACUAUGAAGUAUUUAAUUUUCGAUCGUAAAAUAUGAAAAUUGUUUAUAACACAUCGAACGUUCAUCCAUCUUUAAUAAAUUUCCUUGAUAGAAACGAAAUUAGAAAAUAUUUUUUAUGCAGGUGGUUUUCUCAGUGUACUAUCUUAUAAAUUAUCGAAUCACUUUACGAUUUUAAUUUUUUUGAGGUUAGUUGAGUAAAUUUGAUAAAAUACUGUCACUAUUAAAUAUUAUAACCAUUUUUUAUUGUAUAAAUAUUAAAAUUAUUAAAAAAUGAAAUUUUAUUUCAAACUGGAUCUCUCUAAAUGCUCUCUUCGACAUUCUAAUGAGGUUAAUUGGUUUGCGUUAGCAUUCAAGUUGCAACAUUAUGUAUCAUAUUUUGAAUUUUGCUUUUUAUCAUAUUUGAACGAUGAAUUUUGUAAUAUGUGCAUGUAUAUACAAAAAAAUAUAUUACUCAGAAAGUAUUUAUAUUAAAAAAAAAACGAUUACAGCUUUCGCAAAGGAUAAAAAUGAUAUUAGAACGUCUUCUAUCACAUUAAAAGUAUGUUGCAAUAAAUUCAUGACCACGGCAUAUUCUAAAAAGCAAAUAGUAUCAUAGAGGUAUAUAUAUGAAAAAAUGUAACAUCACUGUUUUACGGAGUAGAGCACAUAACACACCCCACUUCAAUAUUUAGCUGUUCCAAGGUACACGUCAUUUGUCAAAUCUAUGACGUCACAACAUAUGCGUUGCUUUAUUUAUAAAAAGUGUGACUAACUAAGAAAAACACAUUUUUUUGCUAAAAAUCAAUGUUGUUCAUCAAUAUAAUCUCCUUCAAGAGCAAUACAAUAAUUCCAACACUUGUCUAACUUCUCGAUGCAGUUCUUGUGGAAGGAUUUGUCUUUUGCCUCGAAAUAGGCUUCAGUUUUAGCAAUUGCUUCUUCAUUUGAGCUGAAUUUCUUACCUUCGAGCAUUUUUUUGAGAACAAUAGUCACUGGUGGCCAGAUCUGGACCAUACGGUGGAUGAGAAAGCACUUCGAAAUAUACUUACGUACAUAUGAGACCGUUUUUCCUUGAUUUUUGCAUUCAAACCACAGGAGAUUGACGCAGUAGUAAUGAAAGGUUUCGCGUGUCCAUGACUUGUUCAGAUUCAGUGGUGGAUCCAUGUUUCAUCCAUUACCACAUAUCGAUAGCUCCACUUAAAAGGCUGUCACUUUUUUCUGACUAAUCGAAAUGUCAUGAAAUUUCACACAUAGUUUUUUGAAAGUUGGUACUUCACAAACGUCAUAUGGUUUUGACAAUGGCAGCGCCAUCUAUGUGUCAGUCAUACGACUUAUUGAGUGAUGUAAUACGACUAGAAUAUGGAUAAACUUGAAUACUCCAUCUAAAGAUGACCAAUAUAUGCAACCUUUUUUAUUUUGUUGUCGUUUUAAACAUCAACGUUGUCGUGUUUGUGUAGUUUAGUGAAUAAUGCUAAAUAUUGAGGUGAAUCACCCUGUAUAUAAGAUAUUUAACUAUAUAUAAAGUGGUUGAAUAGAAUGUAUAAAAUCAGAGCUAUGGACAAUGGACCAAAUGUGCGGGUACUUUUUUUACAAAGUUCUAGAGAACGGAUUUUUUUUUUAAAUAUGUCUCAUGAAUGUAAAUCCAAGUGGGCGUAAUCGAAUAUCUCGCGAACCGCGCAUCGUACGACAAAAAUGGCGAAGAUCAUUUAUAUACAUAAUAAUUUUUCCCAACUUUUUUAUUUGAAAUUUUUUUUUGUAUAACGCAUAGUUUUUUAAUUAUAGCGCUCCAAACUUUGUACAAUAUUUAAUUUAUCAUGAACCGUUAACUAUAUAUUUAGCAAAAACCAUAUUUUAAGAAGUUUGGAGCGCUAUAAUUAAAAAACUAUGCGUUAUACAAAAAAAAAAUUCAAAUAAAAAAGUUUGGUAAAAUUAUUAUCUAUAUAAAUGAUCUUCGCCAUUUUUGUCGUACGAUGCGCGGUUCGCGAGAUAUUCGUGCUUUGACGUUGUUUUUUUUUAUACGAGUCACUGGAAUCCGAUAGUAAAACUGAUGUCGCCAAUGAAUUUCUCGUCCCCGGAAACCCCUUGUCUCAGAUUUUCAGUUAAAUUGCCGGACAAAAUUUCACGACUCCUCCUCAGUGGGUCAUGAUGAAAUUUUCUAUUUUGACCACCAAAACCUGGCUUUGGAAAAUUUUGAUUAUCGGAACCGUUCUCCUGACUGAAUUUUACCCUCACCCUCAACAAUUUACAUGCAAAUUGGAGCAUGAGUUGACUUUUUGAAUGGGAAGGAGGUGAAACUUGGACUCAUAAAAAAUCUUGAUGGGGCAGGGGGUCGGACCCGCACCUAGUAAUACGUUGUAAUGGACAGUAUGAAUUAUUUGACCAAAAAAAUCAUGCCUCCCCCCCAAGCAAAAUUUUGUCCCCUUUACCAGAUCGAAAAUGAAAGAACACACAUUUUUAAUAUACGAGAUACGGAAAAUCUGCAUGAGAACAAAAAUGUAGAAAACAUCAAGUUACGUACAUAGGUGUCUCCCAUGAUUACCCUCGAAAUUACGAGAAUUCAAUUUCAAAAACCUUUUUUGUGUGAUUUUGUAUAAAACAACAAAAAUAAAAUAAUUCUCCUCUAGCGAUUGUUAUAAAUAACUUUAUCCAUCGAGGCCAAAAUGUGACGUCACAAAUGGCGUCAAAUUUUGAGGUUAAAAUUUUUUUUCCGCCUCUGUAGCUUUAUACACGAUGCGCAUAUACCUAACAACACUAUUACGACCCACCCGGUGCAAUUCGGUGAUACUUCUGGGGGAAGGGGGAUAUUUGGAGCCCAAUUCAAUUAUAGUCAUUCCAAAUCCGAAAAUUACGGCUCCAAAGUUCAAUAAUUAGUGAUUCCUGGACGCCUCCCAAAGUGAGGGGAAAGUAGAGCUGCCAUACUUAAUCAUACAUCAAUGACUAGGGUAUAUAAAGACGUGACCUAAUAACGUCUUAAAAUUCAGGAAAAAGCAAACUUUUCCCAUGAUUCCUCACAAAUAUUAUUAGUAGAAUUAUGGAUAUUUUUUUUGUCUUCAAAAAGUACUACUGGACACACUGUUUACACUGUUUCGAUAACCAAGUUAUCAUCUUCAGACACUGUUUACCUUCAGCCUCUGAAGACCACUUCAGACACUGUUGGGGUAAACAGUGUGUUCGGUAUGAAUGUCACCAACGGUUGCAAAAAAUCCAACUCGGUUCAAAACGUACUUUCCGUUUCUUUGGUAUUGCGUAAGCUAAAAAAGUUGUACCUAGUCAAGUGCUGUAUUCCGAUUUUUGGCUUCAUUUUCCAAAUAUCCAAAUUGCUCUGUUUUUAUAUAUUUUCGCUACUUUGAAACUAUACAAUUAGUAAAUAAUUAAGUGUUGUGGUAAUUGUACAUAUGACAGAUAUUACAUAUCUUUAAUAUACCUAUCGCAUGAAAUAUUUAGAUUACAGAAUAUUUUUGCACCGGAUUAUAAAAUCUCUAAUGAAGUAUAUUGUGACUAAAAUGCUCUCAAAGAGGUUGUCUUAUACUCUAAAAUAAAAUAAAAAUUACUGCGGUUGUCUUAGUACCACUAUAAAGUGCCAUAUUGUUUUUCCAAAUUCGUCCUUAUCGUUAGACAACGUACGUCGCUAGAUAAAUAAGUAAAAAUUUAUUGCUGCCGUUUUCAGAUAAUCAUUUCCUUUUCCCAACUUACUAAAAUUAGUAGAAAAAAAAUUAUUUCUCUUAUUAUUAUAUCUCAACCCUUUCGAGACGACACUUUUAUCAUAUAAGUAGACGAGCGUUUCGAUAUUAGCCCAGAGACGGACGACGGAAAAAUCAGACAGUUAAAAAAAGUUUUAUUAUUAUUUAAAUGUUUAAAAAUAUCAAAAAAUUUUAAUUGUGUGAUGUCUCAAAGCUAGGAACUAUGAAUAACCCUACAUUGACAGUCCUGACACAUAUAUCGCGACUCUCUUCUAAAGCCGGUACACGAUGCACCCACAUUCACCUUUCAACGUACGGUUGACCAUUGGACGAAGGCUGGAACCUUGUCUAAAGAAAUGAAAUACGCGCAAGAGGAUAAGAAGUUUGUGUAGUUGUACCACAAGUGUUGGUUCUAACUUCGGUUCAAUGUUAAUUACUCAAUUUUCCAUGGCCAACGUUGGAAGCAAAGCAUUCGUCGAAUGACAUGCGCAUUAGGACUCCACGAUGCGUCCAACGUUGGAAGCAUUGGACGCUUCGUGUGCUACCGGCUUAACACUUACAUCUACCUACCAACCUAUCGAUUACACUAACGUUCGUCGAGUAUUUCCGGCGGGGUCAUACUUUUCCGACAAUCCCUCCAACCCAAGUCCAAGUAAGGAGGGAGUAACUCGACGAUGGUGUCGGACUUAAACGACAACCGUUUGGAGGUUAUGUUAAAGUCUGAGAAACAAAUUAUGAGAAACCGGAUGUAGUAGUAGUCCGUCGCGAAUUGGUUAAUACAGUUUAUUAUUUAGAUGAUGUUAUAAAUAAAAACGAUUUUUUCCCCGCCUACCUCGUGAUAAUAUAAUUCCAAUUUCGGUAUUUAUACAACCUUCAAUGACAUUCGAAAUGUAUUUUUACUUAACUAACAAUCACAGAUAUGAACCAGCGACUUAUAUAAAACACAAAGGAUUAAAUUGUGAUUGUUGUGGUAGUAAAUGUUUACUAUAAUUUAAAUUUUGACCAAAAUUAUGAAAUGACAAAAAAAUAACUAGAACUGAGUUGUAUUAUUUAUUUAUUUUAAAUAUUAAUUUUGUAUUUUUUCUUACAGUCUAUUUCACUACAAUUUCUCCCCCUGUAUAUCAAAUAUAUUCAUAAAGAGGUCUAAAAAAUCACAAGUUUUUUAAAUAAAUCAUCAUAGAUUAUUAUUCUCCAAUUAGAAGGCAGGUAAAAUUUUGAAAAGCUCGAAUUUCUUGCAACAAUUAUUGGGUACACAUUUGUACAAUGAAAUUUUGAUUAUUUAUAUGAAAAAUGGUGAUUUUUUAAACCUUUUUAAUAUAUAAACUUUGAACUAUCAUUACUAGUCUUAACCUUGUCUAUUUAUUUUGAUUUUUUUUUUAAAUAUAUAAAGAUUUAGGUUCUGAAAAGUGAUAUUUAAUAUUUUAAGGGUACUUAAAACAAUAUCUAUUUACAUAUAUAUAGUAUAUAUAUAUAGCAAUAUUUUAUCACUAUUUUCAGCAAAGGGCACAAACAACUAGAACCAAAAAUGUAAUAAUAGAUUUUUAUUUAGUAAUUAAUGUUAUUAGAAUCAUUCAAAUCAUCAUCAAUAAACACAUACCAAAAUUAUUGAAAUAAUUCAACAAUUAUGUUGAAAAAUGUAACAAUACAAAAGAUCGGUAAACUGAAAAUUUCACAAUACUGAAAAGUAACUGCAACUAGUCUUUUUAUUAUAAAGAAAUUUUCCAUAUAUGGAAAAAAAUUGAUGAAGAUUUGAAUGAAUUAAUAUUUAUUUAAACCAUGACAUUUUUUGUAUAUUAAUUGUAGAUCUCGGAAUGUGUUAGAUAUAUUUUGGUGUUUUCUAUGUAUAAUUGUUUACAGAUGUUAAUAAAAGUUGGUAAACUAU